Lycium barbarum (goji berry) is the source of this 1650-nucleotide messenger RNA. RefSeq names its product protein FAF-like, chloroplastic. The transcript has a single exon. The record is from RefSeq and is a predicted model, not a curated record. NCBI's taxonomy places the organism in Eukaryota, Viridiplantae, Streptophyta, Magnoliopsida, Solanales, Solanaceae. The coding region runs from base 89 to 1438 and encodes 449 amino acids.
GCCAAACAAAAAAAAAAUCAACAACACACUUACUACCAAUUCUAUCAAUAUUCAUAAUUUCCUCCAUAUAUAUUUCCCUUUCUUCAAGAUGUCAACACAUUGUGUUAGCAUGAUCAAGAACUUCAACUUAUCUUCAAAGAUAAAAGAAGAAGAGGCAAUUAGCAUGGAGAAACAAGGGAUAGUGUCAAUUCUUGAUAAUGUUGAUUCUUCUUCUUCUUCAACUGGAGAAGAAGAUCAUCAUGAGGAACUCAAAGAUCAGCCAAUUAUAACAUUUGAUUGGAGUUCAAUUCUAUCUUCAAAGAAUGAAGACUCAACCAAUAAGCUAAUUUCAACUAGUCCUUAUGUUCAUCCUCUUGACAAAAAAUCAACAAGUUCUUUGAGUGAAAGGAGUCUUGAAAUUUGCACUGAGAGUCUUGGAUCAGAGUCUAGCUCUGAUUGCUUUUCCUCUUCACCUAAGUCGGAUACCGAAGACUCGAACAAUGACAAAGACUAUCAUUGUCAAGAACAACAACAACAACAAAAUUCCUUUGAGGAUUUUGGAGUUGUAAAGUAUAAUUAUAGCAAGAGAUUAAUAUCUUCUCCAAAAUCCUUUCCUCCUUCUCUACCUUCUGUUCACAUGCAAUCGCGCAGACAAAAUGGUAGAUUGAUUCUUGAAGCGGCUUCUGUUCCAUCUAAUAGUCUCCAUGCCCAACGCGUUCAUGGCCACCUUCUUCUCACCUUCAUCAAUCAAAAUGAUUCCAAACUAGAAAUGGAGAACUAUGAUGAUGAACCUGACGUGUUUGAGAGAGUGUUCGACGAUAUGCAAGAAGUUGAAGGUAAUGAAACACCCCGCUCAGAUAGUGGUGGUAAUAAUGAAGAAGAAGAAGAAGAAGAAGGCGAGGGCGGUGUGAUGGAACAAAGUCCAAGAAUGUCAAGUGAGGUGACAAAUGUGAAAACAUCAGCCCUGAUGAUGCUAGAGAAAAAGAAUCCACUAACAUGGUCUAGAUGUACUGUCAGUUUCAGCAUGACAUCUAGUUAUUUCAAUCUUAACAGCAGGCUCAACUGCUCAAUAAACUCGAUGACCGAGGAGGAGAAAUAUACUAGUAAUAUUAGAGAAUGUUACACUUAUCCUUCAUCGGUUUCUCAGUCACUUCCUCUACCACCAGGGGUGGCUGAGGUAAUCCCGGCACCACCACCACCACCGGCGGCUGCAGCCUCAUCAUUAAAUGCCUAUGAGUACUUUUGGAGGAAGAAGCCAACUGUGGCAAACAUUGUGAAUAAUUCCACUGUUGCAGAACAAUGCAACAAGGACAUGUACUACAACAAGAAGCAAGACAUGUUGCUAAUUAGAGGGAACAAGGAAUCUAUGAACAAUAAUUUGGUGCCUUUAUUGAGAAGCUGCAAAGAGCCAAGGAGAUCUCUAAUAAUUUGGGAGCCUUAUUGCAUUGCCACCUCCUAAUGGUGAUCAUCAUUAAUCCAAAGUAUUAAUCAAAUUAUUUGAUUAUAGUAUUAUAUGAUAUAUAAUUCUAUAUAUCAUUAGUCAUUACAAAUAUGAUUUUCCUCUCUUAGUUUUUACUCUUUUGUCAAAAAAAGAGUUUUGUGUAGCCAAAUAACAAAAAGAGAGAUAUCAAGAAAGAUUUUACUGGAGGUCAAUACAACCAUUUUAUCUUA